Messenger RNA from Ostrea edulis (European flat oyster), 4254 nucleotides. Its product is annotated as MAPK/MAK/MRK overlapping kinase-like. The record is from RefSeq and is a predicted model, not a curated record. Gene Ontology annotation, cellular component: nucleus; cytoplasm. The transcript has 14 exons. Gene Ontology annotation, biological process: protein phosphorylation; intracellular signal transduction. NCBI's taxonomy places the organism in Eukaryota, Metazoa, Mollusca, Bivalvia, Ostreida, Ostreidae. The coding region runs from base 528 to 1937 and encodes 469 amino acids. Gene Ontology annotation, molecular function: ATP binding; protein serine/threonine kinase activity.
AGGAAAGAAAAAAAAAAAGGGGGGGGGGGGAGACAUAUUGAAACAUUUGAAUUAGACGUCUCCGAUUUUUUUUUUUUUUUUUUUUUUUUUAUUAUUAUUAUUUGACAGUGUCUGACUUUUUUCUCCCGAUAUCGAUUUUCUUUGAGGGCACCUGUUGAGGCCACCUAAGGGAAAAGUUUUACUGGAAUAAGUUGAUACUGCACUCAUUUGAAAGAAAGUUUCUUUGAAUGUGUAUCAAUAUUAUCUUACAAACUACCGGAUGUAAUUAAGCCUGAAAUACAAGUCUAGUCUACGAUAUGAAAAUUUCGUUCUUAUUUUCACGUGUAUCCAAGUCGUCAAAACGUUUGUCAAAAAAAAAAAAUAGUUCGGCCUCGUUGCAGUUUGACAUGUUGAGUGUUGUUUGGAAACAGUAGAAAAACUAUGAAUGGGACGGAAUGGUCUCUUCGGAAGUGUUGUUACGAAUACGUUGGAUAGAUUUUCUUAUGUUCGCUUGGUUUAAUUGUGGAUGACAUCCAUUUUAUAUCUGGAUGAACCUUCUAUUACAGAAAUACCGAAUCCUAGGGAAAAAGGGUGAAGGAACCUUUUCCGAGGUUCUAAAAUGUCAACACUUAAAAGAAGGCUCAUAUUGGGCCUGCAAAAAGAUGAAACAGACUUAUGACAGUUUGGAACAAGUGAAUAAUUUACGGGAAAUUCAAGCCAUGAGGAGACUCAGCCCACACGCCAAUAUCCUGGAACUCCAGGAGGUCAUAUUUGACAAGAAAUCUGGUACUCUAGUCCUUAUAUGUGAAUUAAUGGAUAUGAAUAUUUAUGAAUUAAUACGAGGAAAAAGACAUUAUUUACCAGAGAGAAAAGUCAAACAUUAUAUGUAUCAACUUCUUAAAUCAGUUGAACAUAUGCAUAGAAAUGGAAUAUUUCACAGAGAUGUAAAACCAGAAAAUAUAUUAAUAAGGGAGGAUGUUUUGAAACUUGCUGAUUUUGGGUCUUGUCGAAGUGUCUACUCAAAGCAACCUUAUACAGAGUAUAUUUCAACCAGAUGGUAUCGAGCUCCGGAGUGCCUUCUUACAGAUGGUUAUUACACUUAUAAGAUGGACAUCUGGAGUGUGGGCUGUGUCUUCUUUGAAAUCCUUAGUCUUCACCCUCUUUUCCCUGGUUCAAAUGAAGUGGAUCAGAUUGCUAAGAUUCAUGAUAUAAUGGGGACUCCAGACUCUAGUGUUCUAGAUAAAAUGAAAAAGUCAAGGGGGAUGAAUUUCAAUUUUCCUUCCAAGAAGGGUACGGGUAUAGAACGCCUUCUACCGCACUGUUCACAGGAGGCGAUUGACCUCAUUUACCAAAUGUGCACUUAUGACCCAGAUGAGAGAAUUACUGCAAAACAAGCUAUACGACACCCAUACUUCAAAGAUCUCAGGGCAACCAAACAAUCAAAGCAAAGGGAUGCUGACAAGCGAGCAGCAUUAGCAGCAAAAGCCAAGGAGAAGGAAGAGGAGAAAAAGGACCACAUCCGACCGAGUGGGAGGGAUGAGACUGCCACCAUUACCACACUGGAAGUGGACACCUCACGGACAGACAAGAAAAAGGCUGAGACAGAAAUAUCCAUACCCAGCUUACCCAAGGCUCCGUCACUGCAAUCUCAUCCACACAUCUUCAAAGACAGGAAGAAAGUGGAUAGAGUGCGUCGGCAUCGCAAAGUCUUAGCAGAAAGUCAGCACCAGUACAAUCACACAGGUCUCAGUUUACCCAAAGUGUCAAUGAAUCCGUCCUUUCAUACAAGUUCAUUUGGAGGUCAUUAUAAUGCUCACAACCCGUCAGCAUCCACAGUUUCUCUGCUGCCAAGUCUUAGCAGUACAUACAAACCCCCAAAGCCUGCAAACAAAACUAACAAGAAUAUAUUUGGGAGUUACCAACUACCUUCACUGGACAGGCGGGGUGCAGGAUUCUGACAACAGUUCCUUGUGUAGAUUUUAUUAAAGGUGGCUUUACAAACUGAAAGCUUUGAACUGUAUUAAGCCUUUUCCUAAGGAAUUCAAGAACACUGUGGAAUGUUCAUUGUAUCAAUGAUGUACAAGCCAGUUAUCUAUUUAGCAAUGGACAAGUCUUAUUUGAAUUUCAUUAAUAUUUUAUUUCCAUGUGUUUUGGGAAGCAGUGGGUUUUUGUUGAUCAAUAAUCAUAUAUAUUUUUGUGACAGCAUUUUAAACAUAUGACAAAAUGAUUGCUUAGAUUUACUUUAUGUAAAUUACAGGUAUGUUAAAAGUACAAUAGAUGUGUUUAGAUACAUUGAAACUGAAUAUUUGUUUUGUUGAUCUUGGGGAUAUAUAUAUGUAUACUGAAAUUCAUUUCCUUAUAGCAAUUUAUUUUUUAGUUCAUUUUGCAGAAAUGUCAAAACAUUUCUUGAUGAAUUACACAUGUACAGAGAUGAUUAUGAUAAGUUCAUAUUUAUUCAAAUGAUUAAUUGUUUACUUGUUUCCAAUGAUGACAUAUAUACACAAAUAUUAUAUCUUACAAUAUGAUGUCAAUUCCUAGCUUGUUACAUUCCUUCUAGGUUAGUCUAAAAGAGUUUUAGCUCACCUGAGGUGAAAGCUCAAGUAAGCUUUUCUGAUCACCUGUUGUCCAUUGUCUGUCUAUCCAUCUGUAAACUUUUUACAUUUUUUACUUCUUCUCCAGUAUCACUGGGCUAAUUUCAACCAAACUUGGCAAAAAGUGGGUGAUGGUCAAAAAUAGGGUGGGGUCAUAUAAAAAUCUUCUUCUCAAGAACCACUGGGUCAGAAAUGUUUACAUUUUUAUGAAAAUUUCCUGACAUAGUGCAGAUUCAAGUUUUUAAAAUCAUGGCCCCAAGGGUAGGGUGGGGCCACAAUAAGGGAUCAAAGUUUUACACAUAAAGAUAUAGGGAAAAUCAUUUAAAACAUAGUGCAGAUUCAAGUUUCUUAAAAUUAUGCCCCUGAGGGAAGGGUGGGGCCACAAUAGGGGAUCAAAAUUUUACAUGACUCAAGGAUAUAUUGGGAAAAUCUUUAAAUAUGGGCCAAGGUGAUAAAUUGUUGGUGAGCGAUGUGGCCUAUAGGCCUCUUGUUCUAUUUCUUUAUAUACAGGGUAAAUGAAAACUCAGAAUUUAUAAACAAAAAUAUCUCAUAUCUGUAAUAUUAUGACAGUGGAAAUUUAUCUUGCAUGUCAAGAAUGAUUCAAUCAUAUUAAUUGUGCCAAACAAUUUGAAAUAUAAGGCAUAUAUCUAAUACUUGUGUUAUAUGUGUGUAUAUGUGCAUGUAGCAACUUUCAGUACAGAUUUCCAUCCCUAAACUGCCAUUAAAAACUUUGCUAAAUUUAUAUAAACUCCUGCAUAUUCAGGGAAUGGGGUCUUAGCUAGAUGUCCAUAAUUUUUUACAUCUACUUUUCAGUUUUUAGAAGACAUGGUAGUAACAAUAUGAUCUCUUUGCCAAACUUUUUAAGCUAUUGUAGUGCUAGUAAAAUUAUUUCAUAUGCAUUCCAACAUUCCAUCUGGUAUCCAAUCAAAUACCAUGUGAAAUAAGAUUUAGUGCUAUGUAAAUAUUUUAUAUGCUAAUGACUGUAACCCGAACACUGAUACUAGGGAUGCUGAGUGUAAAUGAUAUCAAUUAUUCCAUGAUGUUGCUUGUUUAACCAACUCAUGCUUGGGGGAAGGGGGGUGUUGGUAGAAUGUGAUACUUAUUUUAGACCACCACCAUAAUUAUGUCCAGUAUUAUACAAUGACUUUUCUCUUAUCUGCUGAAAAAAAUUACAAUGAAGUUCGAUCACAUGACAUUUCCAGUAUUGGACUUUGUAUUUUUGAAAUAAUAUUUUUGUUAGUUUGAUUGAUUAUUUUACAUUCUAUUUUUUUCUUUAAUAAAAAAGACAAUACUUUUGAAAUAUCCCAUUGAACAUGAUGUUUUGAAGUUUAUUUUCUUUACAUGUGUCCGUUCCUGAAUUUCUCUAACAAAAGCUGAUGUCCUGAGUGCAUCUUUACACUGAAGAUAAUUUGAUUAAAGCAAGAUAAGUGAUGCAUAAUUCUCUACUGGUGAUUUAUUUUACAUAAUGUUUGAUUUCAUGGCUUUAUCCUUUUAUCAUUUGAUUCCAUCCAAAAAAUUUGAUUUUAUGAGUAUUUUUAUUUAUUUUGCUCAUGUAUCAUGUAGUCUUUCAAAGCCAUUGUGAUAAAUGUAUUUUGUAGUACUUGUAUAUUAAAGUAAUGUAGAUACAAAAUAUUAAUAGUCUAAAUCUGAUGUAUUCAAAUCAAUAAAUUCUUUAAUAUACAAA